CGGGAGAUCAGGCCGCCAUAGAGGCAUUGCAGACAGUGCGUUUGGGAGGUGUAGUGGAAGAAAAGCAAGAGAAACGGAGUAAAUGAGAGCACUUUUGUCCAGAUUGUUGAAGGACUUAUCAACGUUAUAUCCCGCCGAAACAGCUCACUAGAAUGAGACGGACACAUUGUUGAAUUCCUGUCCAGAUAACCACAAGCCUUGUGCUCUGGGCUGAUUAAAGACAACUUGGGAAACGAAGUGACUCUCCCUGUGGAAAUCCUGGAUCCUUUACCCUGUCCACCAACAUGACCAAUGUGGUGAUCGUCAAGGAGGGAUGGCUGCAUAAAAGAGGAGAAUACAUCAAGACCUGGAGGCCAAGGUAUUUUCUUUUGAAGAGCGAUGGUACAUUCAUUGGCUACAAAGAGCGACCACAAGAUGUCGACCAGCUGGAAACCCCCUUAAAUAACUUCUCUGUAGCACAAUGCCAGCUGAUGAAGACAGAACGACCCAAGCCCAACACAUUUAUCAUCCGCUGCCUGCAGUGGACCACUGUCAUCGAGCGCACCUUCCACGUAGAGACCCCUGAGGAGAGGGAAGAGUGGACAAAAGCUAUUCAGGCAGUAGCAGAAGGCCUGCAGAAACAAGAGGAGGAGAUGAUGGACUCCUCUCCGGACCCCAUGGACAUGGAGGUCUACCUGACCAAACCCAGACACAAAGUGACUAUGCACGACUUUGAAUACCUCAAACUCCUGGGAAAAGGCACUUUUGGAAAAGUUAUCCUGGUAAAGGAGAAGGCCACGGGACGCUACUAUGCCAUGAAGAUCCUAAAAAAGGAGGUGAUCGUAGCAAAAGAUGAAGUGGCGCACACACUCACAGAAAACAGAGUCCUCCAGAAUUCAAAGCACCCAUUUUUGACAGGGCUGAAAUACUCUUUCCAAACACACGACCGCCUUUGCUUUGUCAUGGAAUAUGCAAAUGGAGGCGAGCUUUUCUUCCACCUUUCAAGGGAUCAAGUAUUCUCAGAGGAGCGAGCUCGGUUCUACGGUGCAGAGAUUGUGUCGGCACUUGACUACCUGCAUGCCGAAAGAAACGUGGUCUACCGAGAUCUAAAGUUGGAAAAUCUAAUGCUGGAUAAAGAUGGACACAUCAAGAUAACAGAUUUUGGCCUAUGCAAGGAGGGGAUCAAAGAUGGCGCCACCAUGAAAACUUUCUGUGGAACACCAGAGUAUUUGGCACCUGAGGUACUGGAGGACAACGAUUAUGGCCGUGCUGUGGACUGGUGGGGUCUCGGCGUGGUGAUGUAUGAGAUGAUGUGCGGUAGGCUGCCGUUUUACAACCAGGACCACGAGAAACUGUUCGAACUUAUCCUCAUGGAGGACAUCCGCUUUCCACGGACACUCGGUCUGGAGGCGCGCUCUCUGCUCUCCGGACUCCUCAAAAAAGACCCCAUGCAGAGGUUAGGUGGCGGUCCUGAUGAUGCCAAGGAAAUUAUGCACCACAAGUUCUUUGCUGGGAUCGAAUGGCAGGACGUUUAUGAGAAAAAGUUGGUCCCGCCCUUCAAACCCCAAGUUACCUCGGAGACAGACACUCGAUAUUUUGAUGAGGAGUUCACUGCACAGACCAUCACCAUUACGCCACCCGGACAAGACGACAGCAUGGAGUCUUUCGACAGCGAGCGGAGACCCCACUUCCCUCAGUUCUCCUACUCUGCCAGUGGGGUGGCCUGAACCACACUUCCGCAUUCCUCUGGUCCCUCCGUCAACUCCUUCCACCUAUGACCUCUUUCCCUUCCACCUGACUGCACCCUCUAUAAAGACUGGCUCGUCCUCCUUGCGUUCUCUGCGGAACAUCACCUCACCUCAUCGCCCAGCCGGUGUUCUGCAGGAAACAGGAAGGGCAAGGGUACACAAACAGAGCCGUUUUUUUGUUGUUGUUUUUUUCCUGUGCAAGCGCGCCCUUAACACUAGUCUUCAUCUUCCGAUUAUCAUGUUGUCUAGCGCACACACACACACACACACACACACACACACACACACACACACACACGUUAACUUUGAUGCAACAAUUGGGCCACUGCCAUAAAUUUCAAGAAGGGCUGUUAUUUUGUCUAUCCUAUUUGAACAGGAAUCAAUCAUUUCAAGUGGAAAUAAUAAAUAGUACCAUGAACUAAAAACAUACAAUUAUUCACUGUGUGUGUGUGUGUGCGUGUGUGUGUGUGUGUGUGUGUGUGUGUGUGUGUGUGUGUGUGUGUGUGUGUGUGUGUGUGUGUGUGUGUGUGUGCGCGUGCGCGUGUGUGCGUGCCUGUUGCUUGUCUUCUCUUCAAAUCAAAACCAAACCUUUCAAGACAUUUACAGAGUCUCAAAAGUGAAUGUACCGUCUGAAAUAAAGUUAAUGUUUCCUGCAUAUACACAACACCUCAGUGGCUGUAAUGAAUCAGUUGUGCGAAAGGCAAAGAGGGUUUGAUUCUUGUUAAGGUAAACCUCAAGAGUGUUUGCACACAAAGAUGUUUUGUAGUUCUCGUUGCCUUCCUUUUUUUUUUCAUAAUGCUGCACAGCAAACACCUCUCGGGGUUACCCUUCCGAUCCGAAUCGGCCGGGCCCUGGCUGACCCAUCAGAACCUCUUCUCUCUUGUAGAUUUUCCUUCUAGUAAAGUAUUGGGUGUUUCCCAUCCAGUGCUUCCUCUGCAGCCUCAGUGAGGUCACUUUAACAUGAUAUGUUUCUGUAGUAACACAAAGUGGGCUUCAGGGGAAAACACCAAUUUGCGUCUUACAGGGGAUUUAUGUCCCUUUGCCAACUCCUUAUUUAUAUGAGACCAGCAUUUACCUAUUAUUAACACGUUUUAAUGUGCCAAUGAAAUGCACCUUGCUGCCCCAAAAUGAUUGUAUCUGGACUUUGUAUUUGUGGUUGGUAAAGACUAAAUUACUGUGUGAUAUUCAAUUGUUGUGGAUGAAUUCAAACCUUUUUAAAAACAAGGCUGGGGCUAAACCAGCACACUUUAAAGUGUGAUGAGGUUUUCGAUGUGAUUAAAAUGACGGAUAAUCAUUUUUUUAAAGUGCAUUAUGCCUUAUUGAAUGUAACUGUUUUUAUUCUGUUUUCACUUCAAAUGUUUUUGUUUUGUUUUAAUCUGAUUGUUGCUUAUUCCUAAUGCACAUCCCCUUUUUCCUGUCACCUUCUGAAAAAUAGGGAAAGUCAUUUUGUAUUUUUUAUUUGUAUUGCAACUUUUUUUGUACCAUCCCUACCAUACGAUUUGCAAGACUGAGGACACCAGCUUUAGUAAACAAAUAAUAUAAACUUUGUACACUGUUUUUACUUGUUUCUUUCAAACUGAUUGAAUAAAAACGUCUUAACAUUG
Messenger RNA from Nerophis ophidion (straightnose pipefish), 3331 nucleotides. It is a transcript of the gene akt1, whose product is annotated as v-akt murine thymoma viral oncogene homolog 1. Gene Ontology annotation, molecular function: protein serine/threonine kinase activity; ATP binding. The record is from RefSeq and is a predicted model, not a curated record. The transcript is spliced from 14 exons. NCBI's taxonomy places the organism in Eukaryota, Metazoa, Chordata, Actinopteri, Syngnathiformes, Syngnathidae. The coding region runs from base 285 to 1706 and encodes 473 amino acids. Gene Ontology annotation, biological process: protein phosphorylation.